Messenger RNA from Phragmites australis (common reed), 1940 nucleotides. Its product is annotated as pathogenesis-related thaumatin-like protein 3.5. The coding region runs from base 543 to 1619 and encodes 358 amino acids. The transcript has 3 exons. The record is from RefSeq and is a predicted model, not a curated record. NCBI's taxonomy places the organism in Eukaryota, Viridiplantae, Streptophyta, Magnoliopsida, Poales, Poaceae. Gene Ontology annotation, biological process: defense response. Gene Ontology annotation, cellular component: extracellular region.
ACUGGCCUGUCAGUUUUUGCAGAUUCCGACAACGGCUACCACUGGGGUUCUUUUUCUUCUCUUGAGAGUGAGAGAUUUGCAGGCAGUGGCAAUUCCACAUGGUACUGAUGAAUGUUGGACAGUUGACACACACAAACCGCGUGAACCAUGUAUGCCAAUGAACCAUAAUCCCUACUAUGGGUAGUAGAGUACCUGUAAGUUUGCUUUUGUUUACGUAAGCUUUGAUUAGUGUCCUUGUUGCUUCUUCUGUGAUAGUAUAGUUUGCUUUAUUAGGAUGGGUUCACACACAAGUGGCCAUGCAAUAUUAAGAAGAGCUAGUCAGCUGCAUUUGUCAGAUAACCAUCUGGCCAGUUGACUGAUAAAUUGGAUUAUACGAAGCUAGAGCCAAACGGUCAUUUUCUUUUCCAGAUAGAGGAGCAGUGAAAUUUUAGGAAGGAAAGGCUAUGAAGGAAGGUAGCUAGGAAUCUGAGGAAGGUUGAUUGCUAGCAGGGAACGCUCUCUCUGCAAUGCAAGCAAGGUAGGUUUACCUUGCUGCUCUGGCCAUGCCCGACCUCUGCCUCACGUAUUCGAUCUUGGCUUGCCUCCUCUCUGGGCAUCCUCCUCCUCAACUCCAUGCUAGUAUUAAUUUACACCCAACCCAGGCAUCGGUUUCCAUGCACACCAAGUUAAACGAACGGCCACAAGGACUUGAAGAGCUCUGUGGUUUCUGUUUUCCCUGCUUAUUUCUGGAUUGGAAGCGAAACAUGGGGAGCUCCCCAACCCCAAGAGGAAGAGGUGCUCUUCUGCUGCCUCUGCCUCUCCUCUGCUUCUUCUUCUUGUCAGGUGCACCGCAGUGUGCGGAGUCUGCUCGAGUUUUCACCAUCAUCAACAAGUGCAAGACGACCAUCUGGCCGGCGGCGUCACCCGGCGGCAGCUUCGGCGGCGGCGGAUUCGCGCUCCGGCCUGGGCAGUCGAUGGUGUUCACGGCGCCGGUGGGGUGGUCGGGCCGCAUCUGGGGGCGCACGGACUGCAACUUCGAUGCCAGCGGCAAUGGGUCGUGCGCGACGGGCUCGUGCGGUACCACGCUCAAGUGCGGGGCGUCCGGCGCGACGCCGGCGAGCCUGGCCGAGUUCACGCUGGCGUCGUUGGACUACUACGACGUGAGCCUGGUGGACGGGUUCAACCUGCCGGUGUUGGUGAAGCCGGUCAACGGGGAGGGCAACUGCACCGAGGCGGGGUGCGACGGCGACCUGCGGCAGAGCUGCCCGUCGGAGCUGGCGGUGAAGGUGAACGGGCAGACGGUGGCGUGCCGGAGUGCGUGUGACGUCUUCGACACGGACCAGUACUGCUGCCGAGGUCUGUACGGGAACCCGGUGACGUGCCAGCCCACCUUCUACUCAAAGAAGUUCAAGGCCGUCUGCCCCACCGCAUACAGCUAUGCCUACGACGACCCAACCAGCAUCUUCACUUGCAAAAACGCAGACUACAUCAUCACAUUCUGCUCCACCAGGAAGCAACCAGUGUGCUCGUACCACAACAACCGGCUAAUUUGCAGUGACUCCAGCAGAUCUUGGCCAAUCAUGUCCACGGCCACGCUCAUGUUUGUGCUGCUCUUCAGCCUUCUGGCGUUGCAGUUUUGAGUGUAAGGACUGAGAAGCAAGCAACAUAAUAUUAUAUACUAUUGUUUUCCUAUCUUUUCUUCAUCUGAGAAACAAAAGUAGAGGUGAUUUAUCAAAUUCAUGCACUUACCAUGUGAAUAUUAUGCUUUACAUACAUAGAAAACAUGAGUGAUUGUUCUCUGCCUUUUUCAUCAUCUGGUUCAGUGAGAGUGGAGACAACACCACUACAUCACAUUCGUGUGUUUAUGAUGUACAUAAACGCAUACAUACAUACCCUAGCUAGCAGUUGUAUCUUGCAGACUCAAUAAUGCUGCUGUAUAUUGAUUUCAGCCUUUCAGGUCA